Molecule: messenger RNA, 1468 nt
Organism: Lactuca saligna
Lineage: Eukaryota; Viridiplantae; Streptophyta; Magnoliopsida; Asterales; Asteraceae
Source: the annotation of a GenBank genome assembly
AGCCAGCAAGAGCAAAUUCUAUCUCUCGGAAAACAGCAAAUUCUAUCUCUCGGGCAAACAUCACCAUCACCAUCACCACCCCUCGUUUCACCUCCGGGCGCCGCGGGAAAGCGUCCAAGAGUACUACUGUUGAAGGAAUCGAAAAGAAGUCCAUCGAAUCAUUAUCAUUAUUUAACUCGAUGUGCCUUGUAUGAAAAAACAACCAAAGCUCUUUCGUUUCUUUCAAUGGCGAUUUAAACGAAGCAACUGAGAUUCUCUCUUCCUCCAUUUCAACUUCUGGGUAUUUACUCAACUUAACUCCAUCUUUUCUCAAUUUCAUCUCUCUAUUCUUUUGUGGGCUUUUGACUAUUCGAGCUAACUUCAAGCACGAAACAUCGAUUGAUCGGAACUACUUGAUUUGUGGAACAUAAUCAUCUAAAUGCUCUUGUUCUAUCAUCUCGAUUAAAAGAAAAAAAACCCAAACUUUCGGCUUCAAAUAUGUCGAUCAUAACAAAGUUGAGAUGCAUCACUGUGGAUGUUACUGGCACUUUAAUGGCUUACAAGGGAGAGCUUGGUGACUACUAUUGUAUGGCUGCUAAAUCUGUAGGGCUUCCAUGUCCAGAUUACAAAAGGGUUCAUGAUGGAUUUAAAAUCGCAUACACAGAAAUGGCAAAAAAAUAUCCAUGUUUUGGACAUGCUGAGAAAAUGCCCAACAUUGUAUGGUGGAAAACAUGUGUGAAAAAUUCAUUUAUCAAGGCAGGAUAUGAUUUCGAUGAAGAGACAUUUGAGAAAGUAUUCAGGCGUAUAUACUCCACCUUUGGUUCUGCUGCACCUUACACAGUAUUCCCUGAUUCUCAACCGUUUUUAAGAUGGAUUCGUUCACAAGGUGUGACAGUUGGAAUUGUUAGCAAUGCAGAAUACAGGUAUCCAGAUGUAAUUCUUCCAGCUCUAGGCUUACAUGAGGGAUCCGAAUGGGAUUUCGGUGUAUUUUCGGGCCUUGAGGGCAUUGAAAAACCGGACCCGAAACUAUACAAAAUUGCUUUAGAAAGGGCGGGAAAUAUAGCACCCGAAGAAGCUUUGCACAUUGGAGAUAGCAUGCGAAAAGACUAUUUACCUGCUAAGAGUAUUGGGAUGCAUGCAUUGUUGUUGGACCGCUUUAAAACUCCGGAUGCCUUGGACUGGAAGAAAUCCGGUGCCACUGUGUUGCCGGACCUUGUGGCAGCACGAGAGUGGUUGGCUUCUCACCGUAUUUGACUUCUUUAUAUUGAUUGUAUUUACUAGUGAGGGAGAUGAUUGGUGUUCUAUGAAAAAGGCAAUAGUUGAUAUUCUUGGUAGUUAAGUUUAAAUGUACUUUGUUUGUACUAAUGUGUUUUAUUUGAAUUACAUAGAGCCUUUUUAGUAAUUUUUACUUGAGUCAUUUAUCGAAUUCUUAAUCGAUAUGCAAGAUCAAUAGUAGCAAAGAACAAAAUAUUUUAACAAGUGAUAGUAG